GAUGGGCGGCGAGUACAUGUGAUAGAGAGGGACUUGAAAGAACCUCAAAGAUUUAUGGGAGAGCUGAUGCAAGCAGGAGGACGCCUCAAAUUAGCUCAGCUUGGCCUUGAAGAUUGUUUGAAGGAGAUAGACGCUCAAGAAUCAAAGUCAUUAGCAAUUUAUAAGGACGGGAAACACGGGACCUUGUAUUAUCCCAGUAGCACUAAGUUUCCUUAUGAACCACAGGGUAGAUUCUUACGUAAUGGCCGUCUGGUUCAACGUCUACGCAAAAAGGCAAUUUCUCUUGCCAA
Messenger RNA from Eruca vesicaria subsp. sativa (arugula), 290 nucleotides. The record is from the annotation of a GenBank genome assembly. NCBI's taxonomy places the organism in Eukaryota, Viridiplantae, Streptophyta, Magnoliopsida, Brassicales, Brassicaceae.